Molecule: messenger RNA, 1485 nt
Organism: Micromonas pusilla CCMP1545
Lineage: Eukaryota; Viridiplantae; Chlorophyta; Mamiellophyceae; Mamiellales; Mamiellaceae
Exons: 1
Coding region: 1-1485 (494 amino acids)
Cellular component (GO): nucleus
Molecular function (GO): cis-regulatory region sequence-specific DNA binding
Source: RefSeq, a predicted model, not a curated record
AUGCGCCCGCACCCGCUCGGGGUCCUCCCCGAGGGGAACCGGUACCUGGUCUCCUCCUCCGACGCGUCGCGAAGCGACGACGCGCGUCGCCGCGGUCUCGGCGCGCUCGCGACGCUCCCGGACGCGCUCGUGCUGCGUUGCCUCGGCGGCGAUUGCGACGACGGCGAAUCGCACGGCGUCGGCGGCGAGGCGCUCGCCGCGUUCGCGCGCUGCUCGCGCGCGUGCCGCGCGUUCGCCGCGCACGAGGACCUGUGGAAGCAGUGCGUGCUUCGGAAGCACGGCGGCGAUUUCGCGUUCGCGGGGCGGUCGUGGCGCGAGACGUACGCCGCGGCGGCGGGCGGCGUCGUCGUCGAAUCAUCUCGCGACGACGACGACGACGACGACGACGACGACGCCGCCGCCGCCUCCGAUGCCGAAGUCGCCCGCGCCGCCCCCUCCUCCGCCCGCGCCGAUCGCCCGCCGCUGUUCAGCGACGCGCUGUACUUCCGUCACGUCUCCGCGCGCUUCCCCAUCGACGAGCGCUGGAUAUCGAGGGACACGAUCCCUCGACGCGCGAGGGGAGCGCUCUCGCCGGAGGCGUUCGCGCGCGAUUUCGAAGCGCGUAACGCGCCGGUAAUAAUCGCCGGCCUCUGCGCGGACUGGCCCGCGGUGAGAGACGCGCGAUGGAGCCGCGAGGCGAUGUCGAGUGAUAAGCGCUGGGCGGACGCGAAGUUCACCGUGGGCGGGUACGAGAUGCGUCUGAGGGACUUUUGGCGGUACGUCGACGGGUCGAGAGACGACCUCCCGAUGUAUCUGUUCGAUAAGCGAUUCGCGGAGAAGGCGCCCGGGUUGGCGAAAGAUUACGCGCCGCCGCCGCACUUCUCCGACGAUUUGUUCGCGCUCCUGGGCGAGGACGGUCGGCCGGACUACCGGUGGCUCAUCGCCGGCGGCGCUCGAAGCGGAAGCGGCUUCCACGUCGAUCCGAACGGCACGUCCGCGUGGAACGCCGUCGUCUCUGGCAGAAAAAAAUGGAUCAUGUUUAACCCGGACGUCUUACCCCCCGGGGUGCACCCGAGCGAGGACGGGACCACCGUGACGCAGCCGGUGACGAUCAUCGAGUGGUACAUGAACUUCUACGACCACGUGUACGAGGACGAGGGCGACGGCGAGAGCGAAGACAGCGACGACGACAGCGACGACGACGACGACGACGACCAAAAGGAAACGGCGAAGAAACGGAGGAAAGUGUCGUCGCCGCCGUCGUCGCGGAAGAACAGCUACCACGGCAAGGUGUUCGAGGGGAUUUGCGAUCCCGGGGACGUCCUGUUUGUUCCGUCCGGGUGGUGGCACUGCGCGUUGAACUUGGAAGAGACCGUCGCGGUGACGCAAAACUUUUGCUCUCCGCGGACGCUCCCUCGGGUGUUGCGUUUUCUCGACCGCGCGAAGGCGCGUCCCGUACACUGGUCCCCAUACGACCGCGUUCGCGUGGCGCACGCCGUUCCGUGA